AUUUGCUCAUGCACACAAAACGUAUUCAGGUUUUGCAGUGAAACUUAUCAAUAACCAGGUAGCCAUCAAGGGGUGUUGGUGUGUAUCUAACUCGUGAACGGAGCCUAAAAAGUUGGCCUUAGCCAAGGUUGUUCUUUCAGCGAAAUUGUGAGUGAAAGCGUCGUUGUAUCAAAGAUGGCGUGCCUUCUAAGCGCAGAACAGCAAGAGCUUAAACGAAUACAUAAAAAAAUAGAGCGGCAGUUGAGAAAAGACAAACGAGAUGCCAGGAGAAAACUAAAGUUGCUGUUGUUGGGCACUGGCGAGAGUGGCAAGAGCACGUUCAUCAAGCAGAUGCGGAUAAUCCAUGGUGCGGGCUACUCAGAGGACGAUAGACAGUGGUUUAUCAAUAUCGUGUAUCAGAACCUCUUCAUGGCCAUGAAUGCAAUGAUUCGUGCAAUGGACACGCUGAAAAUCAACUUUAACGACCCGAAUAAUGAAGGCAAUGCUAGCCUCGUUUGCCAGAUCGAUCACGAACACGAGACAGUGUCUACCUUCGAGCAGCAGUAUGUGGACGCCAUCAAGGCGCUGUGGGCAGAUAGCGGUAUACAGGAAUGCUACGACAGGCGGAGGGAAUAUCAGCUGACAGACUCUGCUAAAUACUACUUAGAUGAUGUUGAUAGGAUCGCUCAGCCUGACUUUUUGCCAACUCUGCAGGAUAUUCUCCGAGUAAGAUCCCCGACCACUGGGAUCACAGAAUAUCCAUUCAACUUGGAUAGUGUAAUUUUUAGAAUGGUAGAUGUUGGCGGCCAGAGGUCAGAACGGCGCAAGUGGAUACACUGUCUUGAAAACGUUACGUCCAUAAUGUUUUUAGUAGCGUUAAGCGAAUAUGAUCAGGUGUUAGUGGAGUCAGCCAAGGAGAACCGGAUAGAGGAAUCAAAGGCCUUGUUCCGCACUAUCAUCACAUACCAGUGGUUUCAAAACUCUUCAGUCAUAUUGUUCCUCAACAAGACGGACCUUCUAGAGGAAAAGAUUAUGCAUUCGCACUUAGUCGAUUAUUUCCCGGACUUUGAUGGUCCAAAGAAGGAUUCACAGGCUGCUAGAGAGUUUAUAUUACGGAUGUUUGUGGACUUGAAAAGAAUUAUCUACUCGCAUUUCACUUGCGCCACAGAUACCGAAAAUAUCCGGUUAGUGUUUGCAGUAGCGAAAGAUACUAUUUUACAGCGUAACUUGAAGGAAUACAAUUUAGUGUAAAAAAAAAGCGGCGAAACGCUUGUGGAGUCGUCAUGAAAAGUGACCUUGAUUUUUAAACCUUCAUUUCUACAUCGGUGUGACUGUUGUAAAAACAGUUAUACGGCGCUUGUAAACAAAAACACACACACAGUGCCCGGACGAAUCAUGCAAGAACGAUUAUUUUCUACAUGGAAACCGUUGCCAUAGUAGUUUUCUAUGACGCAAACAUGAUAGGGUUGUUCCGUCGUCUUUAAAGACUCAGCCAUACUAUG
Molecule: messenger RNA, 1481 nt
Organism: Dreissena polymorpha
Lineage: Eukaryota; Metazoa; Mollusca; Bivalvia; Myida; Dreissenidae
Product: guanine nucleotide-binding protein G(q) subunit alpha-like
Exons: 9
Coding region: 175-1230 (351 amino acids)
Biological process (GO): adenylate cyclase-modulating G protein-coupled receptor signaling pathway
Cellular component (GO): heterotrimeric G-protein complex
Molecular function (GO): G-protein beta/gamma-subunit complex binding; G protein-coupled receptor binding; GTPase activity
Source: RefSeq, a predicted model, not a curated record